Halteromyces radiatus is the source of this 1126-nucleotide messenger RNA. Its product is annotated as P-loop containing nucleoside triphosphate hydrolase protein. Gene Ontology annotation, molecular function: ATP binding; ATP hydrolysis activity; ABC-type peptide transporter activity. Gene Ontology annotation, biological process: transmembrane transport. The transcript is spliced from 7 exons. The record is from RefSeq and is a predicted model, not a curated record. Gene Ontology annotation, cellular component: membrane; fungal-type vacuole. Lineage: Eukaryota; Fungi; Mucoromycota; Mucoromycetes; Mucorales; Cunninghamellaceae. The coding region runs from base 1 to 1014 and encodes 337 amino acids.
AUGCGACCUUUUUACUUUUUAUGGACAACUAAUAGAUGGUUGUUUGUACGUGUAGAAUUCAUUGGUGCAUCACUAUGUCUCUUUCUUGGAUUGAUCUUAGUUUACAAAAUGGAACAAUUGGAUGCAGGGUUGGCUGGCAUUGUACUGACAUUAGCAUCCAGUCUUUUAGAAUAUAUCUAUUGGAUGAUGAGACAAUCAACAGCAGUUGGUAUGCAUUUUGAUGCUGUGCAACAUAUCAAUGAAUAUAUGGAUAUGCCUCAAGAACCACCAGGUGUAUUAGAUGGAUCACGACCUCCUGCAGCGUGGCCAACAUCAGCGGCAAUUCAAGUACGUGAUUUGAUGAUUGGUAGUACGGAAGAAUGUAUCUUGAAACACGUGUCCUUUACUGUGCUUCCUGGUGAAAAGAUGGCCUUGGUAGGUGGCGGUGAACGAAACGCGUUUCUUCUUUGUCUAUUUCGAUUCCUUGAUCCUUUACGUGGCUUUAUCAAGGUGGAUGGUGUGAACAUUGCUUGGAUUGGAGUAGAAGACCUUCGUUCAAGAAUCACGUUUAUUUCUAAAAAUUGUGAUUUUAUCGGUGACACAGUACGUAGUAAUUUGGAUCCAUUUGGAGAAUAUGAUGAUUAUGAAUUAUGGCAAGCACUUUAUCGAGUUCAUUUGGCAAGUCCAGAAGAUGGAUUAAAUGAAGGAAUGAUUUAUGAUUUGGAUAUGGUGAUCCGUCAGAACAAAAUGAUGUUUUCGACUGGUGAUAAACAACUAUUGGCUAUGGCUCGUGCUUUUUUACGUGAUGCUGUCAAACUUGUGGUGAUUGAAGAGGCGAGUGAAGAUCAUCUUAAAAUAGCACGUAUCAUCACGGAAGAAUUGAUGGAUUCUACUGUACUUUUGAUUGCUCAUGGUUUAGAUCAUGCAUUGGAAUAUGAUCGAGUGAUUGUCUUUGAUGAAGGUGAAUUAGUUGAAAUUGGAAGACCUAUGGAACUUUUAAAAGACACCAAUAGUAGAUUACAUAUGUUCAAAUAAUCUUUUAUUUUUUUUUUCAUAUCUAUUAUAUACAAAUCUAUAUUUUAUUUUUAUUUUUUUUAGAUUAAUAAAAAAUUUCUUUUAAAAAAUUUUACAUGAAAUUUCAUCUCUA